This is a messenger RNA of Symbiodinium necroappetens, 1485 nucleotides long. The record is from the annotation of a GenBank genome assembly. NCBI's taxonomy places the organism in Eukaryota, Dinophyceae, Suessiales, Symbiodiniaceae.
GAGUAUUUGCUGUUCAACCCAGACAGCCCUACAGGGCAUUACAAGCUCGACUUGGGCAACCCGGCUGCCGCCUACGUGGCGCAGGCACUGGCGCUGCUGGACCGAUGGGAAUCAGGCAUCGCCAAGCGAAAGGAGUUGCCGGACAUCUCCGAGGAUGGCGAUUACUCGUGCGUGAGGAACUGCAGGUACGCUCACCAAUCUCUUCGCUCGUUGGGCUUGCAAAGCUUUGACGAAUGGGUUCUUCCGGAAAAGGAGAUUUUAGAGCUGGACUAUGUUACACAUCUGCGACCUGAUUGUCACGGCGAAGUGAUGACCGCAGCAACUUUCACGCGAUUCCUGACGAUCCUCCAGCAAGCGGAGUGCGAUGGCCCCACGCAAAUCAAGGUGACAAGAAACCUGGCUCACUACAUCAAUUUGACGAGCGUCCAAAUGCGACAACUACUGGGCGUUUACCGCACAUCUGAGCUGCGUGAGGAAGCUUUGGUAACGACGUUUUUUCGGAUCGUCGACAUUCACCAUGAGAAGGUUUUCCGGGUCCGCUACGAAGAACAGGCCGAGCUGGACAGCUUGCGCCAGCGGCUGGGCUACUGCACCUUCUUCACGUACAUUCAGCCGGAGCAGGUCACCUACGAUUUCGACUUCGCGAAGUACGACCAGCGCCUCGCAGCGAACCUUUUCUUUGGUUUGGCAAAUGCAGAAAAGCGGGACAACAUCUCGAACUUCCGCUACACACUUCCGGACGGCACGAUCGACAAGCUGGAGCAAGGCGUUCCGCGCAGCUGGGAUCAGUUUGCGCGGAUGCCCAAGGAGGGCGUCUUCCAUUUCACCUACAAGUGUUCUCCACAGGAUUGUCGGUUUUCCCUCAGAAAAUCCUUGCUCUUCCAGUUCGGGAAGUGGAAGGUGGACGUCGCAGAGGAUGAGGUGAAUUGGUGGGCGGCUGCUGCAGAGGCACCAGAAGAUGUGCUGGAGUUCCUGUUCUGGAUGCGCUCACGAUUCCGAGACACCCAGAAGGCUUUUGAAGCCUUCGACGGUGCUGACGGGAACGGCCUCCUCGGGCUGCGGGAGUUUGAGGAAGGGAUGAAACAGUUGAAGUGCCAAAAGUUCCGUGGCCGUGAUGAAAAGCAGCGCUGGACGGCGAUCUUCCGGUUUCUGGAUCCGAGCGGCGAGGGGCAGGUGUCCAAGGAGGAGUUCUUGACUUUGGACAGCUUCUGGGCCGAGGUGGAGUUCUCCAUCAGAGAGUUCCUCGAUUGGUCGAAUCGGAAGUAUGGCAGGGACCUGAAGACCCUCUGGAACGCUCUGGAUGAAGAUGGGAGUGGUGCCAUCCAGCGCUUCGAAUGGGAAUCUGUUCUGGACAAGGUUGGAUACUUCGGGCCGUCCGGGCCCAUCUUCAGCUAUGUCGACGAGGACGAUGGGGGGGAGAUCUCCUGGAAGGAGUUCCAGCUGCUCGGACGAUUUCAAGACGCACCGUCGGCACCGUGCUCCUGA